AUGGAACCCUCAGGAGCGUUCACGGAGGACCCCGUAAGCCCCAAGGAGGGGCCUUCCCCAAGUGGACCGGAGCCCUCUGUGCGUCCCGAGUCCUCACAGUCCUUGGUGAGGGGCUUGCAAAGGCUGACUCUGAACCCGAGGCCCCACGUUCCAGCCCCUCAAGUUCCAGUUCCCCCAAGUUCCAGUCCUAGCCCCCCGGCACAAGGAGACGUAGGCGCCCACCACAGACCAGAACCCAAUACCUGCUUCAACUCGCCAGGAUCCCCAGAACCCCCAGCUUCAGGGAGAGUGCGGCGCCUGAGAUUCACCAUAGAGAUGGUUAGUAAAAGGAAGCGGAAAGAACUUCAGGCCACUCUGGUAAACUGGGAUGAAGGUCAGCCGUUCAAAUGUACCUGCUCUUUCUGCUUGGAGAAUAAUUGGGAUCCUUCAGAAAAUGCAAGAAUAGGGAUGGAUUAUGAGGGAGAGCUCAACUAUUAG
This is a messenger RNA of Perognathus longimembris pacificus (Pacific pocket mouse), 477 nucleotides long. RefSeq names its product developmental pluripotency associated 3 (gene Dppa3). Bases 1 to 477 code for a protein of 158 amino acids. Gene Ontology annotation, biological process: epigenetic programing of female pronucleus. Gene Ontology annotation, cellular component: nucleus. Lineage: Eukaryota; Metazoa; Chordata; Mammalia; Rodentia; Heteromyidae. The transcript has a single exon. The record is from RefSeq and is a predicted model, not a curated record.